Molecule: messenger RNA, 2035 nt
Organism: Suillus subaureus
Lineage: Eukaryota; Fungi; Basidiomycota; Agaricomycetes; Boletales; Suillaceae
Product: major facilitator superfamily domain-containing protein
Exons: 9
Coding region: 397-1893 (498 amino acids)
Biological process (GO): transmembrane transport
Molecular function (GO): transmembrane transporter activity
Source: RefSeq, a predicted model, not a curated record
AGGAGUUUCGAGGUGCAGUGCCAAAAAUACGAUCAUGUGCCUAACCUAAAGGUGUAACUCAGGAUGUCGGGCCUGUGUCCAUAAUUAUAUCAUCGACAACCCUCUCCUCUGGAGCUAGGGAGACAUGACAUAUCCAAUGACAAGUAUGAGGUUUUUAUGCGGACUACGUUUUUGAACCAAUUCAUCCUAUAGAUGUUGCUUUCAAUCCGUUGCUUCUGCCAUUGGAGGAUUUAAGAGGGCAACAUAUGGGCAAGACACGUAAAUAUUAUGUUUUAUGGAAAAGUGUCAAGUGAGAUUUCGUCAGCUGUCGGCAUUAAUCUGCUGAAUAUCUGCGCAUAAAUACUAUCUUCCUUGGUUUGAAUUCCCUUGCCUUUGCCUUUGUCAUCGUCUUCAACUAUGACUCCCGCCAGCGACACGGCCAAUUACGAUGAGACAUGUCCACUCCUCCAUACCUCCAAUGCUCACAACGCUGAAGCUCAAAUUGCUGAGAAACCCAAGUCUACUCCUCUACCAAAGGGCCAACUCGCUGCACUCUGCAUAGUUCGUCUAGUGGAACCCAUAGCGUUCACCCAGCUCUUUCCAUAUGUCAACGAGUUUAUGAGCGAUCUCCAUCUCACAGAUGACCCAUCAAAAAUAGGCUUCUACAGCGGGUUGGUUGAGAGUGUUUUUGCUAUGUCUCAACUGUGUUCCAUCUACCAAUGGGCCAAGAUAUCAGAUGCUAUUGGACGACGUCCUGUGAUAUUUUUCGGCAUAAUCGGGCUCGCCAUCACCACGCUGAUGUUUGGUUUGUCUAAAUCCCUGGCGAGUGUCUUAGUGGCACGUUGCUUAGGGGGUUUAUUUUCGGGAAACGUCGCUGUCAUUCAUUCGGUUCUGGGAGAAAUUACCGACUCCACAAACCAGAUGGUUGCUUUGCCCAUAUACGGCCUCACCUGGCCUCUUGGUUCAAUCAUUGGACCACUUAUUGGCGGGACGUUCUCUCACCCAGCCUCAAAAUAUCCAGAAAUGUUAGGGUACCAGUUCCUCAAGGAUUAUCCCUAUUUCUUGCCAUGCUUUAUUGCGUCCAUGAUCGCUAUUAUUGGUAUCUUCCUUGGAUUCAUUUUCCUUGAAGAGACUCUGCCCAGCAAGCGCAACGGCAAGAAAAGCUGUUCCCCUAAUUCAAACACCAAUGGCAAUCGUGCCAUAAUCGCACCGGCUCUUCCUGAGAAGCCUCUCAGUGUUUCAAAAUUAUGUUCGAUACCAGUCAUAUCCGCUUUGGCACUAUCUGGCUUCAUGCUGAGCUAUAUCGGCACAUCCUUCGACGUUGUAUUUGUCUUGUUCUGCUACUCGCCAAUUGAAUCCGGCGGUCUCGCAUUUUCAGCAUCACAAAUUGGAUACUCUCUUGCCAUUGCGGGUGCUAUUGGUGCUACUAUCCAACUUUGUAUCAUGUCCUACCUCCUUCGAACGUUCGACUCUGCGAAAAUGUAUAGCUUCUGCAUGGGCAUAUGGCCUUAUACCUUCCUCGUCUUGCCUCUUCUAAACCUUAUCGCUCGUGCUGGUUUGGAUGAGACCACCGGCGAACUUGGAACGGCUACUGUUGCUUUGCUAUGGGUUGGUAUCGCUUUCGUCCUUAUGUUGACCAAGAUCGCUUCUCUUGCUUAUACCGUCAGCAUGAUUCUUAUCAAGGAGAACGCUCCGAAUGCCGCAUCGCUGGGGCAGUCUAAUGGCAUAGUUCAAUUUGCAAUGUGUUUCGCGCGAUCAUUUUCUCCCUUUGUGGUCAGCGCUCUAUUUUCAAUCUCCACAGAAUACAACUUAUUGUGCGGACAACUGUGGCUUGUCAUUAUGGUGACGGUCUCGUUCCUGGGCUUGACGACGUCACGCAAGGUCGAGCAGAACAGUGUGAAGUCGAUCGGUUGAACGGUCUAUUUCCAAUAGAAGACCUACCGCAAUAGGCGAUGGGCAAUUGCAUUGUAUAUUCCCAAGGCAUCAUAUCACGAGACCACAUUGUUUUACCUCUUUUCUUAUAGGGACACUUUCUAUGCCAUCAGACACAACCUGA